AUGGCUGAACAAGAACUGCAGAAUGGCGACAUGCCGUCGUCCUCGACAGCUAGUGAAUUUAGUUACUACUACAUGGGCAAAAAGAUGCCAGCCCACGCCCCGGUAUCGACGCUAGAAGGAAUCAAACACUCAUUUAAAGUGCGAAACGAUGAUGUUUAUGUGGUCAGCUAUCUCCGAUCGGGCAUGACUAUGAUGCAAGAGAUUGUGUCGUGCAUCAAUGCAGAGGGCGACAUGGACAAAGUUAACAAACCGCUUUUAGUUCGUGUCCCACUACUUGACACGGGCCCGGGUGCAGGCAUAGAAACACCUCUGUAUCAGAAAGUGGCUGAACUACCAUCACCCCGUUUAAUACGUACACACCUUCCUCAUGAGUGGAUGCCAACGGAAUAUGAUGAAAAAAUGCCAAAGACAGUGGUUUUAGCGAGAAACCCAAAGGACCUGGCAGUCUCGUGUUGGUAUUUCACUAAUGGUCAUAGAUAUCUCGACACCAUUCCUGAAUGGAACGAUUAUUUCAACAUGUUCUACGAAGGCGACGUGCUUUAUGGAUCUUGGUUUGAUCACGUACUAGGAUGGUUCAGCAGAAGACAUGAAGACAAUAUUUUAUUUUUGAAAUACGAAGACGUUUGUCGUGCACCUGUACAUUACAUCAGUGAAAUAGCGGAAUUCUUAAAUACGGACCUGUCACCGGAAGUUAUUAGCCGAAUUGCUAAACAUGUACAUUUCUCUAAAAUGAAGCGCAAUCCAAUGACAAACUAUUCUUACACCAAGAAUUUCAAAACUGCCGAUGACUUUUUUCGCAAAGGCAAAGUGGGCACGUGGAGAAAUUAUUUUACUGUGGCGCAAAAUGCUGCCUUCAAUGAACUCUACGAUCUCAAACUAAAGGGAACUGGUCUGGCUUUCAGUUUUACAUAAAUCUCCUUUGUCUUGAAGAAGUGAAUGGUGUUUGCUUAUGAGCCGAGGUCAUUGCAUUCUCGGUAUAAGUGGUGAAAAAAUCAAAUUGACUAAUACAUCUUUCUAUAUGUAGCGCC
Saccoglossus kowalevskii is the source of this 1028-nucleotide messenger RNA. RefSeq names its product sulfotransferase 1B1-like. The record is from RefSeq and is a predicted model, not a curated record. Gene Ontology annotation, molecular function: sulfotransferase activity. NCBI's taxonomy places the organism in Eukaryota, Metazoa, Hemichordata, Enteropneusta, Harrimaniidae.